Messenger RNA from Ilyonectria robusta, 1464 nucleotides. Its product is annotated as putative inositol 5-phosphatase. Gene Ontology annotation, molecular function: phosphatidylinositol-4,5-bisphosphate 5-phosphatase activity. The record is from RefSeq and is a predicted model, not a curated record. Gene Ontology annotation, biological process: phosphatidylinositol dephosphorylation. Lineage: Eukaryota; Fungi; Ascomycota; Sordariomycetes; Hypocreales; Nectriaceae. The coding region runs from base 1 to 1464 and encodes 487 amino acids. The transcript is spliced from 2 exons.
AUGUCAUCCUCCUCCGUUCUCGACCUCUUGGUCCUGACCUUUAACUGCGGCAAGAGCCUCGUCGAUGCCCCCGUCUUUGCCCACCACUUGCAGACCGCCCUCUCCCAGAAUGCCUCGGGCCUGCCCGACCUCGUUGUCCUCUCCCUACAGGAAAUCGCCCCGCUAAGUUACUGCUUCAUCGGCGGCUACUUCUUGAAUCCCUACCUCACACGCUUCGAAGAGGCUGUCAACAUCGCCGCCCAGAAUCAUGGCGACGCCCACCCCGCCCAGGGCGACUCCCUGACGCAGCCCGCGGGCCCAGCGAGGCCGUACACCCUCGUGCGAGCCAACAAUGUCGGCUACACUGGCAUAAUGCUAUUUGCACGCGACCCCUCGAGGUUGCAGGACAUCCAGGAGGCCGAGGUUGGGUUCGGUGCCGCCGAGAUGGGAAACAAGGGCGCCGUCGGCUUGCGGAUGCUAUAUGAAGGCGGGAGCGGGGAGUCGACCGAGGUCACCUUUGUAUCGACACACCUCGCUGCCAUGGAAUGGAAUCUGCCGAGGCGCAAUGCUAAUUGGGCAGCUAUCAUGCGAGGAAUGGCUUUUGAGAAUCCAGAGGCCGUGGUGGCCAACUUCCGAGCCUCCUCCACACCGUCCACGCCGUCCGUUGACGAGACGGACGAGCAAGUAGGCCUGCUCCACGAUGAGCAUGACGCCCAACAAUCACGCCUCCAGCAGCAGCUACACAACAUUUCCGUCUUCCGGCCAUCGUCCAAUCUCUUCGUCUCUGGCGACCUCAACUACCGCAUCUCCACCACUUCCCCGCCUCCUGCAGCAGCUUUCCCCAGCCUCGACCCGGAGUCGGUGCAUUACUAUCCGGAAUUCUUCCGUCUCGAUCAGCUCACCCGCGAGCGCAAGGCUGGCCGUACCCUACAUGGCCUGGAAGAACAUGAGGUGCGCUUCCCGCCCACGUACAAGUACGAUGUGCUACCCCCCAAGGCUGGCGCCGACGAAGGCCUGGAGCUUGACGUGCCGUGGAAGUUUGCGACCCAUCGGUAUCCCAGCUGGACCGACCGUAUUCUGUUCCUAGAUAUCCCGUUCUGGGCCAAGGGCAAAUCCACUGCCAACGGUGGUGGUGAGUCUCAGGAGCCCAACCUGAAAGUCCGCGCCUACGAUGCUCUGCCCCUUCUCCGCAGUAGCGACCACCGCCCGGUCUUCCUGCGGGUGGAAGUGCCUCUCAUCGCCCCGAAGGACCUCGCUCCGCCGCUUAACCUCGCAGAGGUAAAUAGAGCUGCGGUGGCCGACCCGCGUGUCCGUCUGCCCGUCGAGAUUGACCCGGAGGCCUGGGAACGCCGUGCCGCGGCCCGCCGCAAGGAGGUCAUGGCAGGGUGGAGCAUGUUCCUCUGGAGUACAAAGCAAGGCGCCUGGAUCCUCGCAACAUUGUUAAUUGUCGGGCUCAGCGCCUACGGGCUGUACGGCAGCUUCUAG